This is a messenger RNA of Otolemur garnettii (small-eared galago), 999 nucleotides long. RefSeq names its product methionine adenosyltransferase 2B (gene MAT2B). The record is from RefSeq and is a predicted model, not a curated record. Gene Ontology annotation, cellular component: methionine adenosyltransferase complex. Gene Ontology annotation, biological process: S-adenosylmethionine biosynthetic process. Lineage: Eukaryota; Metazoa; Chordata; Mammalia; Primates; Galagidae. Gene Ontology annotation, molecular function: methionine adenosyltransferase regulator activity.
GGGGUCGACCUGGGCCUGAGAGAGGCGGGCCGAAGGCGACUGAGCUAAGGCCCGCGGCAAUCGUGGUCGCGGCCGCUGCGGCGGCGGCGCGAAAACGGCGGGCAUGGUGGGGCGGCCGAAAGAGCUCUCCAUCCACUUUCUUCCUGGAAGCUGCCGGCUAGUGGAGGAGGAAGUUAACAUCCCUAAUAGGCGGGUUCUAGUUACUGGUGCCACUGGGCUUCUGGGCAGAGCUGUAUUCAAGGAAUUUCAGCAGAAUAAUUGGCAUGCUGUUGGCUGUGGUUUUCGAAGAGCAAGACCAAAAUUUGAACAAGUUAAUCUAUUGGAUUCUAAUGCGGUUCAUCACAUCGUUCAUGAUUUUCAGCCCCAUGUCAUAGUACAUUGUGCAGCAGAGAGAAGACCAGAUGUUGUAGAAAAUCAGCCAGAUGCUGCUUCUCAACUUAAUGUGGAUGCUUCUGGGAAUUUAGCUAAGGAAGCAGCUGCAGUUGGAGCAUUUCUCAUCUACAUUAGCUCAGAUUAUGUAUUUGAUGGAACAAAUCCACCUUAUAGGGAGGAAGACAUACCAAGUCCUCUAAAUUUGUAUGGCAAAACAAAAUUGGAAGGAGAAAAAGCUGUCCUGGAGAACAAUUUAGGAGCUGCUGUUUUGAGGAUUCCUAUUUUGUACGGAGAAGUUGAGAAGCUUGAAGAAAGUGCUGUGACUGUUAUGUUUGAUAAAGUGCAGUUCAGCAACAAGUCAGCAAACAUGGACCACUGGCAGCAGAGGUUUCCCACACACGUCAAAGAUGUAGCUACUGUGUGUCGGCAGCUAGCAGAGAAGAGGAUGCUGGUGGGUUUUUGGGGAAAGGUUCCGAACUUCUAUCUUAAUGAAGAUCCACUGUGUCUUUUCUGUGCUUAAACUUUCAUAGCCGUACUUGGAAUGUUAGUGAAUGAAAGUGAAAUGUUGUUCAAAACUAGGAGAUCAAACAAAAGUAAUUUACAGGGAAUAGACUGUAUGUAUGAAGA